AAAGAGAAAAAAAAAAAUAAAAAAAAACCCAACAGGAUGGCCAACUCAGCAUUGGAGAUAGUGGCUCUUUUAUUGACCCUGAUUGGGCUGAUUGGGGCAGCAGCCAGCACUGGGAUGCCGAUGUGGCGAGUCACAGCUUUCAUUGGGGAAAACAUCAUUGUGUUUGAGACUCGCUACGAGGGUCUGUGGAUGAAUUGCUUUCGGCAGGCCGACAUCAGGAUGCAGUGUAAGGUGUACGACUCUCUCUUGGCCCUAUCCCCUGACCUACAGGCGGCACGGGGCCUCAUGUGCUCCGCUGUGGCGCUGGGUGGCCUCGGUCUGCUGAUCAGUUUGGUGGGGAUGCAGUGCACGUCAUGCAUUGAAAACGAUGAUCGGGCAAAGCGACUGGUCCUCAUCAUUGCAGGAAGCAUGAUCAUAAUGGCUUGUAUCUGCGUCCUUAUCCCUGUCUCGUGGACGGGUCAUGUCAUCAUCAGGGACUUCUACAACCCUUUGCUGAUCGACGCCCAGCGCAGGGAGCUUGGAGAGGCUCUGUACAUCGGCUGGGUGGCCUCCGCGUUCUUGUUCGCUGGAGGAUGCAUGUUCACUUGCUGCAACCUGCAGUCCGAAGGCAAAGGUUCAGAGAGGUACGUGUACUCCAGGGCCUCCGACUACAUGGCGUAUCCUCCACAGCCUCUGCAGCCUCAGCAGCUGCUGCUACUUCCCCAGCCGCAGCCCCAACCACAACCAGUGCUGUCAAGACACCCAUCAACUAUCUACACCUACCACUCCAGACACCCCUCUGUACGCAGUGGGGUGGCUUAUCUCUGA
Molecule: messenger RNA, 807 nt
Organism: Xiphias gladius (swordfish)
Lineage: Eukaryota; Metazoa; Chordata; Actinopteri; Istiophoriformes; Xiphiidae
Product: claudin-8-like
Exons: 2
Coding region: 37-807 (256 amino acids)
Biological process (GO): bicellular tight junction assembly; cell adhesion
Cellular component (GO): plasma membrane; bicellular tight junction
Molecular function (GO): structural molecule activity
Source: RefSeq, a predicted model, not a curated record